AUGUCUGCCCAGAACUCCGCCGGCAUACAGACUCUCCUCGAUGCGGAACGCGAGGCGCAGAAGAUUGUUCAGAAAGCCAGAGAAUAUCGCACAAAACGAGUCAAAGAUGCACGAAGUGAGGCGCAGAAGGAGAUAGAAGAAUAUCGGAAGCAGAAGGAAGAGGAGUUCAAGAAGUUUGAGAAGGAGCACAGUUCAGGAAACAAGAAGGCGGAGGAGGAUGCGAACAAGGAGACUGAGGCAAAGAUCAAGGAGAUUGAAGAGAUAGGCAAGAAGUCGAGCAGCAAGGUCGUCGAACAGCUACUUGCUGCGGUCACAAACGUCAAGGCGGAACCCAUAAAGCCACAGUGA
Molecule: messenger RNA, 348 nt
Organism: Westerdykella ornata
Lineage: Eukaryota; Fungi; Ascomycota; Dothideomycetes; Pleosporales; Sporormiaceae
Product: V-type ATPase
Exons: 6
Coding region: 1-348 (115 amino acids)
Biological process (GO): proton transmembrane transport
Cellular component (GO): vacuolar proton-transporting V-type ATPase complex
Molecular function (GO): proton-transporting ATPase activity, rotational mechanism
Source: RefSeq, a predicted model, not a curated record